AUGGGCAUUUUCCGUACCGUUCUCAUGAAUGCCGCCGGAGCUCAUCACGAAGAGCCGAAGAAGGGAUCAUACGAAUGGAAAAAGGAGCAUUUGACACCAGAACAACUCGCAAGAACAUCGGACAAUAAGGAGAAAUAUAGUGGAAUCCCAGCAAUUCCAGUCGACAUCGGAUAUAACAGUGGAAUGAAUGUGGGCGGUGCAAAGAAGACAGGAGUCAUGUCGAAUGCUUCCAGUAAUCCAGGAGUCAUCAUUGGAAUGGGUCUCACGACGGCAGCUCUUUUGGGAAUGUUCAAAUCAUCAUUCCUUGGAGACAAAGUUGGAGCUCAAAAGAUGAUGCAAUACCGUAUCAUGGCUCAAUUCUUCACAGUCACUGCACUCGUCGCCGGAGUCACCAUCUUCGGAGCCACGUAUGAGGACGAUGAGCACGCAAAAUAA
Caenorhabditis remanei is the source of this 435-nucleotide messenger RNA. RefSeq lists its product as uncharacterized. Gene Ontology annotation, cellular component: mitochondrion. The coding region runs from base 1 to 435 and encodes 144 amino acids. NCBI's taxonomy places the organism in Eukaryota, Metazoa, Nematoda, Chromadorea, Rhabditida, Rhabditidae. The record is from RefSeq and is a predicted model, not a curated record. The transcript has 3 exons. Gene Ontology annotation, biological process: mitochondrial respirasome assembly.